AUGAUAGCCGUGAAUGUCACUCAUUUAAAAUCUAAGUACAAAGGUGUUAUGUUUGUACCAAAUACAUUCGAUGGUAAUCAAAAUAUAUAUCCUCUUACUUUUGGGAUCGGUGAUUUGGAGACGGAUGCAUCAUGGCAUUGGUUUUUCACUAAACUUCAUGAAGCCAUUGGUGAGUAUCCCAAUCUUGUUAUCAUUUCUGAUCGCAAUGUUAGCAUAGAGAAUGUGUGGAACAAAGUUUUCCCAACAGCACAAGGGGAACAUGAAACGCACGUGCAAGUUGAAAAGCGUGAUCAAAUACUGAUGCACUUUGAGCAAGCUGCGAAAUCUUAUUCAAUUGCUGAAUUUGAUUGUCAUUUUCGCAAGAUCAAGAGAAAGGAACACGUUGCUCAAUAUCUUGAACAGGCAGAGUUACAUAAGUGGUCUAGAGCUCACAUGGAUGGACGCCGCUACAAUGUAAUGACAACAAAUAUUGCAGAGUUAAUAAACUCAGUCCUUAGGUUUGCAAGGAUGCUACCAGUGGUUCAUUUGAUAGGGGAAAUUAUUAAUCUCCUUAUGAAAUGGUUCACCGAACGUCGUGAGUUGGCUUUGAAUUACACAACAACAUUGUGCCCUAAUUUUGGCGAGAAGAAGUUGAGGAAUAGGUUGGAUGAUACUGCAAGGAUGAAUGUCGUUAAACUAAAUAACGUAAAGUUUAAUGUUUUGGACAGUGAUAUGGACGGCCUCGUAGAUUUGACGAACAACAGUUGUAGUUGUAGAAAGUUUCAGCUUGAGCAGCUACCUUGCAAGCAUGUAGUUGCAGUUUGCCACUUCUUGAAACUAAAUGUAUACUCCAAGGCUUCUCGGUAUGACACUCGGAAUACCUGGUUGGAUGCUUAUUUGGAUAACAUCUACCCAGUACAGCCUCACGAAAUGUGGGUUAUUCCUGAAGAUGUUUGA
Prunus persica (peach) is the source of this 936-nucleotide messenger RNA. RefSeq lists its product as uncharacterized. Gene Ontology annotation, molecular function: zinc ion binding. Bases 1 to 936 code for a protein of 311 amino acids. The record is from RefSeq and is a predicted model, not a curated record. The transcript has a single exon. Lineage: Eukaryota; Viridiplantae; Streptophyta; Magnoliopsida; Rosales; Rosaceae.